Molecule: messenger RNA, 846 nt
Organism: Daldinia vernicosa
Lineage: Eukaryota; Fungi; Ascomycota; Sordariomycetes; Xylariales; Hypoxylaceae
Product: glycoside hydrolase family 43 protein
Exons: 6
Coding region: 1-846 (281 amino acids)
Biological process (GO): carbohydrate metabolic process
Molecular function (GO): hydrolase activity, hydrolyzing O-glycosyl compounds
Source: RefSeq, a predicted model, not a curated record
AUGGCCGCCGGCCUCGUAGCAGCUCUUCCUCAGCCAGAUUUUGGUUCCAUCGAACUCGAAAACGUAACGGUCUCCGAAUUCGAGGCUAACGACCUCGUCGCCCGGGGCAAGGGUCCGUGGAACGGCCCGACCAAGAUGGACGCCAUGCCCGACGUCGGGUCUUGGAUCGACCCCAAGAACAAGGGUAUCUGGGCCCCGAGCGUGUUUAAGAACGACAAUGGGAAGUACGUCUUGUACUUCUCCGGCCAGCGAAAAGGCGGCCGCCGGUGCGCAGGCGUCGCAACGGCGGACUACGCGCAGGGCCCGUUCGAAGCGACUCCGCAGCCGCUGAUCUGCGACGACGCGGGCGGCGGGAUCAUCGACCCGGUCGACGGCAACGCGCUGGGCGGUCCCAAGAACGGCGACUACAAGCCUACGCCCAUCCGCAUCCAGAAGGUGACGCGCGACGGCUUGACGCUGCAGGGAAGCCCGAAGACGAUUCUUAAUCACGCGGGUGAUAAGAACGAUGGGCUUAUGGAGGGCCCGGCUAUGUAUAAGCGGAAGCCGGGGUCGUAUGUCCUAUUCUUUAGCACGCAUUGCGACAGCUACGAUAUUCAAUACGCAUGGGCGACCAAACCCGACGGAGACUUCGAACACCGGAAGACACUCGCCCGCUCCGGUCCUAACCAGCCGAUCUACGAGCCGGGCCAUAUGGACAUCGCGUCGGACGGGAAGACGAUCGCGUUCCACGGCCGGGAUAAGCCGGGUAAUCCUAAGGAUACCAAGCGCCGCAUUUACAUCGGCAAGACCAAGUUCCCCGAGGGCGACUACAGUGAUGGUAUUAAGGUGCUUAAUUAUCAAGGUUAG